Messenger RNA from Pisolithus orientalis, 1664 nucleotides. RefSeq lists its product as uncharacterized. The transcript is spliced from 6 exons. The record is from RefSeq and is a predicted model, not a curated record. Lineage: Eukaryota; Fungi; Basidiomycota; Agaricomycetes; Boletales; Pisolithaceae. Bases 426 to 1406 code for a protein of 326 amino acids.
CGUCGCCUUAUCUCGUAUCCAGUCUACGUCACACCUGCCACACCUGCCACACCUGCCACACUGCCUUACCGCUGGUGGUUGGCGCUCGGGCCAGCUCUCUGUCAAUCAUCGGAUCCUUUGGUUAGAUGCUAUCCGCAGCUAGCAAAUUCUGAUGGAAAUUCCCAAGCUAGACUGGUCGUUCAAGAGGAAUCGGCAUUCUAACAUCUAUAGGUCUUCUUUCUGCUCCCUCAGACGGUGCUUCGAGUCGCCAGCUUAAGGAUUAGCGGCUUCUGUUUGUUGCCAUUUUUUCUCUCGAUAGCGUGAAUGCGAUGCCUGCAUCAGUACCUGAGUCAUACCAUCACCACCGUCAUAUAGCGCAGUGAUUCUGUGAUGGGGAGUGUGCCUCAGCUUCAAAUUACCACCCUUUGGCCUUGCUGGGGUUAGUCAUGGCCAACGAACCCACUCAAAUUCUCAAUCCCGUCGUAUAUCUGAACUACCUAAGUCCAGACGAUGCAAGUACUUAUGAAUUCAGCAGAAACCUAAACCUGGCAACUUUGGCUGUGCUGCUCUGGGAUAUACUUUCGAGUGUCCCCGAUGAUUACAAGCUGAUGCAGACCGGCAGAGUGUCGAUUAUUCUCUUCACCUACUUCCUGGCUCGACUGUCUGCGCUUGGCUUGGACGUCAUUGCUGUACUGCAGAAAACUGGCCCAGUUUCGAACUGUACGCUUAGUGCCAUGCUUUUAAUGGCGUUUCAGGUCGUGUCGUCAGCAGCUGCUGCAUACUUGUUCCUCAAACGUGUUCAUGCUGUCUACUUCGGCAACAAAGUUGUCCGGCAUUUUUUCAGCUUUCUAUGGAUUGUUGGAGUAGGCACUUCUUGCGCAACAUUCCAGGAUGCAAUGGACGAUCAGCAUGAAAUUGCCGACACUAAACACUGUAUCCGAUACCAAAGUCAGACACCUGUGUCUGUUGCUUUCAUGGGCCCCGUUCUCUUCGACACCCUGGUCUAUCUAGCCAUUGCGUACAAGAUCCUGACCUCUUACCGCAUGCUGGGUUGGAAGGCUCUUUUAUGUGGGAGUGGCCUCCCUGACUUCUCACGUGCCGUAUUUCAGGGAGGACAGCAAUACUAUUUAGUCACCGCAGGCGUUAACAUGACUCGGCUUGCAUUUGCUUUACUACCGUCCGUAUCUCCGUCGUUCGCAGUCAUGGUUUCGGCAUUUUCUGUAACACUGACAAGCAUAAUGGCCUGUCGAGUCCACCGAAACUUGAUAAUUAAAGAUUUGGCCGAAGCUCAGACAAAUGGGGCUGAGCUGACGACUGCAGUCCUUGGGAACGGAUCAUUAAUGAAUGUGGUACCUUUGCCAGGGAAGGCUACGGCGCUGGUUAGGUCUGGCGUUCAAUCUGGAUCCACUAUAGAUGACAUUGCUUGAUAGAACCUAUGUUUAUUUAACACUCAUAUGCACACCAGCUGGAGGAAACAAUUGUCUUCUAUCGAGGCUUUGGUUUGCAUAGGGGAGACUACACCAGUUUGAUUCAUCCUGUCAAUGUGUAGUAAUUAUUCUUAAUGUGUCCAGUACUGGUACCACUGGGGUAGUCCUGAGGAUCUGUUGUACUGUAGACUCUGCAGUUGUCUAUGUCACACUUGUGUCUAACUCUAUGUGCUCUGUCCAUCUGACUAAGCCUCUAAG